Messenger RNA from Catharus ustulatus (Swainson's thrush), 1492 nucleotides. It is a transcript of the gene POU3F2, whose product is annotated as POU class 3 homeobox 2. The record is from RefSeq and is a predicted model, not a curated record. Gene Ontology annotation, biological process: regulation of transcription by RNA polymerase II; brain development. NCBI's taxonomy places the organism in Eukaryota, Metazoa, Chordata, Aves, Passeriformes, Turdidae. Gene Ontology annotation, molecular function: RNA polymerase II cis-regulatory region sequence-specific DNA binding; DNA-binding transcription factor activity, RNA polymerase II-specific. Gene Ontology annotation, cellular component: nucleus. Bases 90 to 1397 code for a protein of 435 amino acids. The transcript has a single exon.
CGCGGGCGCCGCGCGGCGCCCGAGGCGAAAAAGUAGCUGUCAAAUGCGCGGCGCCUUUAACCGGCGCGAUCAGUGCGGCUCGGCGAGUCAUGGCGACCGCAGCCUCCAACCACUACAGCCUGCUCGCCUCCGGCUCCCCCAUGGUGCACGCCGAGCCGCCCGGCGGCAUGCAGCCCGGCGGCGGCUACCGCGACGCCGGCGCCCUGGUGCAGGCGGACUACGCGCUGCAGAGCAACGGGCACCCGCUGAGCCACGCUCACCAGUGGAUCGCGGCGCUGUCCCACGGCGGCCCCGGCGGUGGCGGCGGCGGCGGCGGCGGAGGGGGCGGCGGCGGCGGCGGCGGCGGCGAGGCGCCCUGGUCGGCGGGCGCACUGGGCCAGCCCGACAUCAAGCCGGCGGUGGUGCAAGCGGGCGGGCGCGGCGACGAGCUGCCGCCGCCGCCGCAGCACCCGCCGCCGGGGCGGGCGCCGCACCUGGUGCACCACGGCGGCGGCGGCGGAGGGCACCACGCGGCGGCGGCGGCGGCGGCGGCGGCAGCGGCGUGGCGGGCGGGCGGCGCGGCGCACCUGCCGCCCGGCAUGGCCGCGGCCAACGGCGCGCAGGCGGGGCUGCUCUACUCGCAGCCGCCCGGCUUCACCGUCAACGGGAUGCUGGGCGCCGGGCAGCCGGGGCUGCACCACCACGGCCUGCGCGACGCCCACGAGGAGCCGCCGCCGGGACCGCCGCACCACGGCCCCGAGCACCCGCCGCCGCCCCACGGCCCCCACCCCGGGGCGGCCGGGCCGGCACCGUCCGCCGCCGCCGCCGCGCCCCCCGGGCCACCGCCGCACCACGACCCGCACUCCGACGAGGACACGCCGACCUCGGACGACCUGGAGCAGUUCGCCAAGCAGUUCAAGCAGCGGCGCAUCAAACUGGGAUUUACCCAAGCGGACGUGGGGCUGGCGCUGGGCACCCUCUACGGCAACGUCUUCUCGCAGACCACCAUCUGCCGCUUCGAGGCCCUGCAGCUCAGCUUCAAGAACAUGUGCAAGCUGAAGCCUUUGUUGAACAAGUGGUUGGAGGAGGCGGACUCCUCCUCGGGCAGCCCCACCAGCAUAGACAAGAUCGCGGCGCAGGGCCGCAAGCGGAAAAAGCGCACCUCCAUCGAGGUGAGCGUCAAGGGCGCGCUGGAGAGCCACUUCCUCAAGUGCCCCAAGCCCUCCGCCCAGGAGAUCACCUCGCUCGCGGACAGCCUACAGCUGGAGAAGGAGGUGGUGAGAGUGUGGUUUUGUAACAGGAGACAGAAAGAGAAGCGCAUGACUCCCCCGGGAGGGACGCUGCCGGGCGCCGAGGACGUGUACGGGGCCAGCAGGGACACGCCGCCGCACCACGGGGUGCAGACCCCCGUGCAGUGAACUCGCGGCGGGGGCGCCCGGCCCCUCCUCCUCCUCUCCUCCUCCUCUCCUCCUCCUCCUCUCCUUCCCCCAACUUUUGAUUGUCCUCCUUUUUU